CACAGAUUGGAGAAGUAGGGUGAAUGCGAUGGUGUUGAGGGCUGGGGAUUUUACUUUUUAGUGCAAAUCCUUCCUGGGGUGUGUUUGGCGGCGGUAACCACGAUUUGCACAGAGAGAAGAGCCAGCACCGGCGAAGAGAAAAAAGACAAGAGAGGAGAAUCAAGACUCCGCCUCAGCUAGCAGUCAAUCUCAACGGCGUCAUUGCCGGUUUUCGUUUCCAACCAGACUGGAUCAUCUGUUUGAACCAGAACUCGGCUUCGGGAAAUUCAGCUUCACUAACUGCUAUAGUGAGGCUGAGCAAGGAUGGCGGACAUUAUAAAUAUGAAAGACGCAGAGGCGUUGGCUGCGGAGUGGGGAAUUGACACAUCGCAAAUAGAUUUUGAUUCUAUAGAGCUGCCGCCGGGCGAGGAUUUCGGCAUCAUCAGUGACGAUGAAGAUGUCUAUCAAGAGGAACAGCUGGAUUCGGACACAGGGUUCGGCAACGUGAUUGUUGUGGAUAAUCUUCCGGUUGUUCCGUUGGAGAAAUUCGAGAAGCUUGAAGGGGUUGUCCGCAAGAUUUAUACUCAGAUUGGGGUUAUUAAGGAGGAUGGUCUCUGGAUGCCCGUUGAUUCUAAGACCAACAAAACCUUAGGCUACUGCUUCAUUGAAUACAACACUCCUCAGGAAGCGGAACUGGCUAAGGAAAAGACCAACGGGUAUAGGCUGGAUAAGUCUCACUUUUUCGCGGUGAAUAUGUUUGAUGAUUUCGACAGAUUUAUGAGAGUUCCAGAUGAAUGGGUAGCUCCAGAGAUCAAGCCAUAUGUCCCUGGGGAGAAUCUCCAGCAUUGGCUGACAGAUGAAAAAGCGAGGGAUCAGUUUGUUAUUCGUGCUGGCACAGAUACUGAGGUUUUCUGGAAUGAUGCCAGACACUUAAAGCCUGACCCUGUCUACAAGCGAACGUACUGGACUGAGAGUUAUGUUCAGUGGUCUCCACUUGGAACCUAUCUUGCCACAGUUCACAGGCAAGGAGCAGCUGUUUGGGGUGGUGCAACAACUUUCAAUCGACUUAUGCGUUAUGCACAUCCUCAGGUUAAAUUGAUUGACUUCUCCCCGGGUGAGAAAUAUUUGGUUACCUAUAGCAGUCAUGAACCGAGCAAUCCACGUGAUGCAAAUAGGGUGGUAAUAAAUAUUUUUGAUGUAAGAACGGGCAAGGUGAUGAGAGAUUUUAAAGGGAGUGCCGACGAGUUUGCAAUUGGAGGAGCUGGUGGUGUCACUGGUGUUUCAUGGCCUGUUUUCCGCUGGGGUGGCGGGAAGGAUGACAAAUAUUUUGCUAAACUGGGCAAAAACAUGAUUUCUGUCUAUGAAACUGAGACUUUCAGCCUCAUUGACAAGAAAUCCAUGAAGAUUGAGAACGUGAUGGACUUCACUUGGUCCCCAGCUGAUCCAAUCAUUGCACUCUUUGUUCCUGAGCUUGGUGGAGGGAACCAACCUGCUAGGGUUAGUCUUGUUCAAAUUCCCGGGAAACAGGAACUGAGACAAAAGAACCUUUUCAGUGUCAGCGAUUGCAAAAUGUACUGGCAGAGCUGUGGUGAUUACCUUGCUGUGAAGGUGGACCGCUACACCAAAACAAAGAAGAGCACAUACACAGGGUUUGAGCUUUUCAGAAUCAAAGAGCGUGAUAUCCCCAUCGAGGUCUUGGAGCUUGAGAACAAGAAUGAUAAGAUUAUUGCUUUUGCAUGGGAGCCUAAGGGUCACAGAUUUGCAGUUAUUCAUGGUGAUGGUCCUAGGCCUGAUGUAAGCUUCUAUUCAAUGAAGACUGCUCAACAUUCUGGCCGCGUCUCAAAACUCACUACGCUCAAGGGAAAACAGGCCAAUGCACUCUUUUGGUCACCUAGUGGCCAUUAUGUCAUCCUGGCAGGAAUGAAGGGUUUCAAUGGUCAGUUGGAGUUUUAUAACGUUGAUGAGCUUGAAACCAUGGCUACUGCUGAGCAUUUCAUGGCUACUGAUGUUGAUUGGGAUCCUACUGGAAGGUACGUUGCUACAGCUGUCACAUCAGUACAUCACGAGAUGGAAAAUGGAUUCAAUAUAUGGUCAUUCAACGGGAAACUCCUCUAUAGGACACUCAAGGAUCAUUUCUUCCAGUAUCAAUGGCGCCCAAGGCCGCCUUCAUUCUUGAGUGCUGAAAAAGAGGAAGAAAUUGCCAAGAACUUGAAGAAGUAUAGUAAGAAGUAUGAGGCAGAAGACCAGGAUGUGUCGCUGCUGUUAAGUGAACAAGACAGGGAGAAGAGACGUUUGUUGAAGAAAGAAUGGGAAGAUUGGGUGAACAGAUGGCAGCGGCUGCACGAAGAAGAGAAAUUGGAGAGACAGAAAUUGAGGGAUGGAGAGGCCAGUGAUGAAGAAGAGGAGUACGAAGCCAAGGAAGUUGAGGUCGAGGAAGUCUUGGAUGUUUCGGAGGAAGUCGUUUCGUUUGAAUAGAGACAGUAGAUGUAGUCAGCAUGUGUUUGCAUACAUGGACCAUAUGCAGUAUACCCUCGUUUGCUGUUUCUGAUUCAGCUUAAUCUUGUGUUUUUUUCUUUCUUGUGUUUGAACUCUGAAGACUACUGUUGUAAGUUUGUUAAAGAACACAUUGCUGCAAAUCUCGUAUGUACUUUUAUAAUGGCUGCUGAGAUCAUGGCUCAAUUUUGUUUAGUUUACUGUGGCGUAAGAUGUGCUGCACUUUCGUUUCCCUUGAUGUGAUCCCUAUUUGAUAUUGAUGUUCUGCACUGAGAGUUUAGUUCAGUGGUCUCCACUUGGAACCCACCUAGCCACAUUUCACAGGGAGGAGCAGCUGUUUUGGGUGGCGCAACAAUUUUCAACUGAUAAGUUUAUUCUUUACUUCCAAAGGGUGUAAUAAAUACUUUUGAUUUAGGAACGGGGAAGGUAGUGCUGACGAAUUUGCAAUUGGAGGAGUUGGUGGUGUAACUAGUGUUUCAUGGCCUGUUUUCCAGUAGUUUCUCCUCUGCAAUCUGUCUGGCCUGUUUUCCAUAGUUUCUCCUCUGCAAUCUGUCUGUUUUCUGCUACUUUCCUGUAUUUGUGAUCAUUUUGGAAAACAACCUAUCAGAUAUUCAGAUGCCUUGAGUACUGUAAAGGAAAAAGAGGUUGCCAAGAACAAGAAGUGCAAGGCGGAGGAUCAGGAUGUGUCGCUGCAGUUGAGCGAGCAAGACAGAGAGAAGAGAUGGUUGUUGAAGAAUGGAUGAGAAGAAUGAGUGAGCAGAUGGAAGCUGCUGCACAAAGAAGAGAAAUUUGGGGAGACAGAAAUUGAGGGGUGUAGAGGCCAGUGAUGAAGAAGAGCAGUACGAGGACAAGGAAGUAGAAGUUAAGGAGGUUUUGGAUGUGUCAGAGGAGGUGGUUUCAUUUGAAUAUGGACACUGUCCAUUGGACAGUAGUUAUUGUAAACAUGUGCUUGCAUGCAGCCCUCAUCAGUGGUUUCUUUCUGAUGGAGCUUCAGGUUUUUUCGUGUGUCACUCAGUAUGGCCAUGCCACACCAGCUAGUCCUGCCCUUAUAUUGUUGAGCUUGUCACUCAGUAGUAUCAAGUAAAACACGAGCUUAAUGUAUAAGUAGCCAAUCUAAAAUACCAGCUUCUUUCAUUAAAGCAAGGACCACUGUUACCUUCCUAGCACCUGCUGCAACAGUUCUAGAGAUAACAAUUUUGGAAAGCUAGAAUAAGAAUGCCACACAGCACACACUACAGGAGGAAAGACGAGGCUGGGGGAGGGAUGGUUACGCGGCGGUGGGGCAUGACGCAAGGAGUAAACUUGGAAGAAGAAGGUUUUGGCAAAACACUCACGGGAAUGCUACUCCCAACCCUAGCACCAACGAAGGGGGGACAGAUCUGAUUCAUAGAUGACCCGAGAUUCAACGGAGUGGCCAUGGGGUGAUUCUGAUAAGGAAAGAAAAUGAGAAAGUAUGCACUUGGCUGGAUGUGAGGAAAGAAAAUGGGAAAGAUGAGACAGAUUGAACUACUUGGGUAGAGGUGAGGAAAGAAGAAGGGAAAUAGAAAGAAAAGCUAAGUAAGCGCAAGUUUGGGAGUGGUGAAGAAGGAACAACUUAAAAGUGGAUGAAACUCGAUUCUGUGAGUUCUAAGUGAAAGGCAUCAUUGAUGCACAACUAAGGGGAAAGAGGGAGAAGUAGCAGUGGACUGGUGCUUUUUUGUUAAAACAACAGAAAGUCUAUUUGCAUGUCUUCCUUAUCCCUUUUCCCCCUAUACUGAUAUGAGAAAAAGACCGAGUCCCUUUAUUUGCAGAGAAGGGGAGUAGGAGUAGGAGCAGGGGCGUAGCCAGGAUUUUAUCGAGGGUGGGUCCGUUUAGAAAAAAUACAUACGAUAAAAUAGUUUUGUUAGC
Linum trigynum is the source of this 4359-nucleotide messenger RNA. The record is from the annotation of a GenBank genome assembly. Lineage: Eukaryota; Viridiplantae; Streptophyta; Magnoliopsida; Malpighiales; Linaceae.